AUGAGCUUAACUAUGCAGGAUUACUGUAGAUGGAAAACGAGAUUCCAAGCCCAAAAUGAGAAACAAAACAACAAAAACGUGUUACAUUUUCAAAGGUGUAAAAAAGAAACAAGAGAAUGGCUCAGAAGGAACGAUGUUGUACUCUUAAAAGCGGACAAAACAAAGGGUAUUGUGCUCAUUAAGAGGGAUUCAUAUAGAAAGAAAUUGCAUGAAUGCAUUAGUAGUACAGAAACUCUUAUUGCACCGAAUAAUUUUUUAGAAGCUUUGCAACAAAGAGUGAGGAGAUUUACGCUAACCCCCUUGGCGUGUCUUCUAGACAUGGAGAGAACUGUUGUGCAGACCCCAAGAACACCAAGAAUUUUCGCGUUCGGAAAGACGCACAAGCCAAGAACACAAUUACACCCGGUUGUGGAGAAGUGUAAUGCACCUACAUUCAAGAUAGAGAAACAACUGGUUAAGUUUAUACGAAAAAAUAUGCAAGACUCACCUUUUUCGGUAAAGAAUUCGGUGGAGGUACUCAGAAGGUUGGAGAAUGUUAUGCUUAUGGAUAAUGAAUGGAUGACAGUAUUGGAUUACAAAGCUCUGUACCCGUCAAUUAAAUUACCUCCCUGCUUUUGCGCUCUCAGAGACUUUUUGUUAGCAAAAAUUAGCAAUUCGAUGAAAUACCACAUGCAGAUCUUAGAGUUGGCAGAUUUAAUUUGUCACACAUCUUUCUUCCAAUUUGAAGAUAAAACUUACUUGCAGGCACGGGGCGUACCGUUGGGUAGCCCCAUGUCAGCUAUACUCUGCGAAUUAGUGUUGCGUAAACUCGAAAACGAUAUACUCCCAUCAUUCCAGGAAGACAUAUUGACUUAUGCAAUAUAUGUGGAUGAUAUCUUUAUUUUAUGGAAGGAUAAUCGCAGGGUUAACCAAUUUAUAAAUCUGAUCAACGACAACUCAUAUGGAUUAACCCUGGAGCUAGAGCAGGAAAGUGGAAAUAAUGUUAAUUUUUUGGAUUUAUCUAUAACUUGCAAAGAAGGGGAAAUCAGAACAGACAUAUACCGGAAACCUACUUAUCUUCCUAUCGUCAUUCCUAGGAACUCUGCAGACCCUGAAUAUACCAAAUUGAGCCAGAUGUAA
This is a messenger RNA of Centruroides sculpturatus (bark scorpion), 1119 nucleotides long. Its product is annotated as telomerase reverse transcriptase-like. The record is from RefSeq and is a predicted model, not a curated record. The transcript is spliced from 2 exons. Lineage: Eukaryota; Metazoa; Arthropoda; Arachnida; Scorpiones; Buthidae. Bases 1 to 1119 code for a protein of 372 amino acids.